Molecule: messenger RNA, 1157 nt
Organism: Eutrema salsugineum
Lineage: Eukaryota; Viridiplantae; Streptophyta; Magnoliopsida; Brassicales; Brassicaceae
Product: 3-deoxy-manno-octulosonate cytidylyltransferase, mitochondrial
Exons: 8
Coding region: 41-916 (291 amino acids)
Cellular component (GO): cytosol
Molecular function (GO): 3-deoxy-manno-octulosonate cytidylyltransferase activity
Source: RefSeq, a predicted model, not a curated record
ACACUCUCGCCGGAGCAAAGUGCAGUCGGUGAUUAAAUAGAUGGCAGCCUGUUCUUCAUCGUCUUCGUCUUCUCAGAAGACGUGGAUUGUACACGGGAUCUUGGCCGGAACGGCGAUUGCAGCCGCGAUUGGCGCACGUGCGUAUCUGGGUCGAUCCAGGAAAUUCCGGAGCCGGGUCGUCGGAAUCAUUCCCGCACGUUACGCUUCCUCUCGAUUCGAGGGUAAGCCUCUCGUGCAAAUCCUCGGCAAACCCAUGAUCCAGAGAACUUGGGAGAGGUCUAAAUUAGCUUCUACGCUUGAUCACGUUGUUGUAGCCACGGAUGAUGAAAGGAUCGCGGAUUGUUGUCGUGGAUUUGGUGCCGAUGUCAUCAUGACUUCAGAGUCUUGCAGAAAUGGCACUGAACGGUGUAAUGAAGCACUAGAAAAGCUGGAGAAGAAGUAUGAUGUGGUUGUUAACAUUCAAGGAGAUGAACCACUCAUUGAGCCUGAGAUUAUAGACGGUGUAGUCAAAGCACUUCAGUUAGCACCUGAUGCAGUGUUUAGCACAGCGGUGACGUCAUUGAGACCAGAAGACGGACUUGAUCCUAACCGAGUCAAAUGUGUGGUGGACAACCGUGGCUAUGCUAUCUAUUUCUCCAGGGGUUUGAUUCCUUAUAACAAGAGUGGCAAAGUCAAUCCAGAUUUCCCGUACAUGCUUCAUCUUGGAAUCCAGAGCUUUGAUUCCAAGUUUCUGAAAGUAUAUUCGGAGCUUCAACCAACGCCAUUGCAGCUAGAAGAGGAUCUAGAGCAGCUCAAAGUCCUUGAGAAUGGCUACAAAAUGAAGGUUAUAAAGGUGGACCAUGAAGCGCAUGGAGUUGAUACACCUGAUGAUAUCGAAAAGAUUGAAUCUUUAAUGCGCGAAAGAAACCUUUCCUAGUCCACAAAUACAGAGCUUCCUUUUGAAAUCUUAUACUUGAAUGAACCCUUUUCCUUGGUUUCUUUUUUUGUGUGACAUUUGUGUAAUCGAAUUAGGGACUAACAUUAUAUAAUAUAUGCCUGCAAUGUGGAAUGUAUCUCUGAUAUCUUAGAAAUUCCGGUUAUCCCCAGCUUGCAGACUUGGAGUUCAGAGAAUUCUUAGACACAAAUUCUGUAAAUGGAUAUGAUUAUUUUUUUUUUUA